Molecule: messenger RNA, 1675 nt
Organism: Acanthochromis polyacanthus (spiny chromis)
Lineage: Eukaryota; Metazoa; Chordata; Actinopteri; Pomacentridae
Exons: 4
Coding region: 362-1231 (289 amino acids)
Source: RefSeq, a predicted model, not a curated record
CGGCGCAUGCGCCUAUCAUAUUACUUCCGUAUCAACCUGCAAAAAUUACUCGAAAUGAUUUAUUACGGCAGAUUGCAGGAUUAAAGUAACUAAUUGUCCGUUCCCCUGUUUGAUUCGGACCGCCUCCACUUCGUCGCGUUUGUGUAAAAGCACUAGAAUGUUAGCAUUAGAAGGAAAAAAUAAGAAAGAAUCAUGUGUCUCAGAGAUGUAGCUAGCAUGCUAAGGAGCUAGCAUAGCCAGCAGCAGCAUCAUCAUUAGGUGCUGAAGAUACGGACUGUAGUUUUGGAGGUGGCACACAUCUAGAAAUGUAUGUUCUCUACACAAUUCUCGCUUCUUUGGGAUUUUUUUCGUUUUGAAAUGGAUGAAAAAGCGGAAGUAUUGCACCGACCUGAAAAGACUUGAUGGCAAAACAGUUCUUAUUACAGGUGGAAAUUCUGGCGUUGGCAAGGACACAGCUGUUUCCAUGGCAAUGAGAGGAGCCCGUGUCAUUAUCGCUUGCAGAGACCUGGACAAGGCAGAGAAGGCUGUGAGGGAGAUCAAGUUUAAAAGCCACAGUCUGAAUGUCUUUCACAUGGAGCUGGAUCUGGCCAACCUGCGCUCUGUGAGGGAAUUCUGUAAGAACUUUGUCCAGAAGGAGAAGAGACUGGACAUCCUGAUCAAUAAUGCAGCGAUGCCCGGCGUCCUUGACUGUACAGACGACAACUUCAGCAUGUGUUUUGGCGUCAAUCACUUGGGCCACUUCCUUCUAACCAACCUGCUUUUGCCUCGGCUGAAGGAAUGUGCUCCCAGCCGAGUGGUGACUCUCACAUGCUCCAGCUACAAAUACCAGAAGCUGGACUUCCAGGACCUCAACUACAACCUGCUGCCCUUCUUCACCUACUGCCGCAGCAAGCUGGCUAACAUCUACUUCAGUCAGGAACUGGCCCGCAUCACCCAAGGGAAAGGAGUGACAUCCUAUGCAGUGCACCCUGGUUUUGUCCAGAGUGGCUGGACCUGCCACUACUCGGUCCUGUUCCGGAUGCUGAUGCAGGUGAUCAUGUGGAUGUUUUUUGUGUCGUCUGAGAUUGGAGCUCAGACUGUCAUCUACUGCGCUGUGUCAGAUGAAGCCGCCAAACACAGCGGGGGUUACUUCGUUGACUGCCGACCCGCCACUCUGCGUCCUUUUGCAAGAGACGCUGGUGUGGCCAAAAAACUAUGGGAGGCCAGUGAGAGGCUGGUUAAACUGGUUUAAUCAUCUCCACCCUGGUGGCCCCAGUACCAGGAAUAAGCUCUAUCUGUUACUGAGGCAACCUGCUGCUACUUGACAAGAUUUCUGAGUGUUGCACAUUUAGUGGAGACUCAGUCUAGUUCUACUGCGAUUUAAAUGAAUGUAGCAUCCAUUGUGCUUCAUUUGUUUUCAGUUAAAUCUGGUAGAGUUGUAGUUAAAAAAAAUACAACUGAUUCAGUAACAGCAAUGUGUAUUGACUGUUAUAAGGUUGCUAUAAUACUUCUCCCCAUUUUAUUUAUAUAUUGAUGUAAACUUUUGUUAUCUAAUGUUUUGUUAUAUGCAGAUUUAAAUAUUUCAUUGAUGCAUUUGUGUAUUUUAAGAGAAAUGCUAUUCUUGACAUUUCACAACUCAGCACAAAUUCAUUUUUCUCUGCAUGAAUGAAAGAGUUACUAAAAGGCUACAAGAGUA